CAACAAAACUUUCAAAACAUUCGCGUAAGUUGGAUCGCGGACUGGCUGUAGUCGUUAGUUUUAUUUAGAACUUAAAACGUAAUGGAUAUGUAUUAAACCAAUAAGAUUAAUCAGUUUAUUAAUGAAAUAGGUGUGAAAAGUAACGAUGGAGAGAGUAAACAUAAGUUUACUUGCGAUAUCACUUUGUGUUUUACUGUGGGGUGUGGCCGGCCAGUAUGAAUGGCAAAUACGCGAUGCUUUUGAUGAAAUUCGAGGCAAAGUUGACAAGAUAAAUGCAGAUAACUGCUUUAUAACGCAUCUAGACGACUUGUAUUUGCCAGAAGAUUCAGUUUCCCACCACCCAGAUGUGAAAGAAAUAAACAUAAACCCAGUGUUUCCGAAUCGUACGGCGAUGUUGCAUUUACACAACAUGGCUAUGAACCGAGCGUUUUUCUGGAGUUAUAUUCUGCAGUCGCGGUUCAUUAGGCCCGCUAUUAACGACACCUACGACCCGGGUAUGAUGUACUUCUUCCUGUCAUCAGUGGCUGAUGUGUCAGCGAAUCCGUACAUAAACGCUAGUUCGAUAUAUUUCUCGCCGAACAUGUCAUACACAUCAUCAUACAGAGGAUUCUUCAAUAAGACUAUGCCUAGAUUCGCGCCAAGAGCGUUUAGGGCGGACGACUUUAAUGAUCCUGUCCAUUUGCAAAAGAUAUCUACGAUGAACACUUUCCAUGUUGAAGAUUUGGGUGCUUUUGACCCUGAGAGCCUGUCCAAGGAUUAUACGUCCGAGUUCUAUAGGAUUAACGAGUGGUACAAGAAGUGGCUGCCGGACAGAGUUGAGAAGCGUCAUGACACUAAGACAACAUACCAAGUGGAGAUCAGAUAUGCUAAUAAUACUAAUGAGACCUUCACCUUCCACGGACCACCUGGCAAUGAUGAGAACCCUGGCCCAGUAAACUGGACUCGUCCAUACUUUGACUGCGGCAGACUGAACAAAUGGUUGGUAGCUGCCGUCUCGCCCGUAGCCGACAUAUACCCUCGCCACACGCAGUUCAGACAUAUUGAAUACCCCACGUACACAGCAGCAGUUGUGAUGGAGUUGGAUUACGACAGGAUAGAUAUCAACCAGUGUCCGCCCAGUUUGGGUAACGAUCGGCCCAAUAGGUUCGCUUCGACGGCGCGCUGCAAGGAAACCACUGAGUGCGAGCCGCUGCACGGCUGGGGCUUCCGUCGCGGCGGCUACCAGUGCCGCUGCGCGCCGGGCUACCGGCUACCGAGGCUAGUGCGCCGCCCCUACCUCGGCGAGAUCAUCGAGCGAGCCACCGCCGACCAGUACUAUAAUAACUUCGACUGCAAGAAGAUCGGAUGGAUUCAAAGACUGCCAGUACAAUGGGAGCGUGCCCACCCGUUCCUCCGCGCGAUCUACAUGGACCGUCACUACGAGUACGUGAACGCGACGCCCGGCCCUUCCGCGCUUCAUACGGAACGCGUCAAUGUGUAUGAAGUGCUCAACUUUAUUAGAGGAGUGCAGCCUGGAAACUGUUCCAAAUACAACCCAUCGGAUUUAUUCCUCAAUGGCGAUAUUGCUUAUGGACACGAAGAACAAUUCGAAAAUCAAGCAAAGAUGGCCGUGCGUCUAGCUAAUUUCAUCAGCGCCUUUUUACAGGUGUCAGACCCCACAGAAGUGUUCAGCGGCAACCGCGUGGCGGAUAAGCCUCUCACUGAGGAUCAGAUGAUAGGAGAAACACUCGCCAUCGUACUCGGAGACUCCAAGAUAUGGUCUGCUGGUACAUACUGGGACAGAAAUAAGUUCACCAACCGAACAUUCUUCGCGCCAUUCGCCUACAAGACUGAAUUGAAUACCAGGAAGUAUAAACUUGAAGACCUAGCACGAUUGAAUAAGACUGAUGAAGUCUAUACCCAGAAACCAUGGUUCAGUUUCCUAAAACAACGUUGGUCCACGAACUUCGACAGUCUUGAACAAUAUUUCUUGAAAAUGAAAAUUCGUGACGAUAAACUAGGAAAAUACUUGAAGAAAUACGAAAGAUUCCCCACUUACUAUAGAGCAGCUAAUCUGAAACAUGGACAUUGGACGAGGCCCUAUUUUGAUUGUGAUGGGCACGUUAAGCAAUGGGUUAUUACGUACGCGGCGCCGUUCUUCGGAUGGGAUAGCGUUAAAGUGAAGUUGGAGUUCAAAGGCGUGGUGGCAGUGACAAUGGCUCUCAUGUCGUUGGAUAUCAACCAGUGUCCCGACAAGUAUUAUGUGCCCAACGCUUUCAAAGGCACUGACAAGUGCGAUAGGAGCACCUCAUACUGCGUCCCAAUCUUAGGCCGUGGCUUCGAAGCCGGCGGCUACAAAUGCGAAUGUCUCCAAGGAUUCGAGUACCCAUUCGAGGACCCGAUCACAUACUACGAUGGCCAAAUCGUCGAAGCUGAGUUCCAAAACAUUAUCGCAGACAAAGAGACGAGAAUCGACAUGUUUAAAUGCAGGUUGGCAGGUGCAGCUUCUAUUCAAAGCAGUCUAGUAAUUAUAAUAGGCGUUUUGUGCCUACUUUUUAAGCUCAGAUAGAUUUUUGAUACUAAAAAGGCAGUUUUUUUUUAGUUUAUUUGUGUUUAGGAUCAAAGUUAAAAAAAUAGUCGAAGUAAAAUAGUCUACAUAGAAAUGUAACUUGAAUUGUAAAAGAUAUAUUGUUAUAGUUAAACCCAGUGUAUACAGAGCAAUAUCAGGUAUUGAAAUGAUACCGAUUUUAGGUUUAAAGAGAGUUCUACACUAAAAUCUAAAUGGCUUGAACAUAUCAUUUAAGGCCCAGCACAAAUUACACAUAAAUUAAAUUUUCUCAGUAAACAACUAUGAUAAGACAAAUAUGUACUUUCCAUAUUAGAGGAUCUUUGUAACAUAUCAAUAUUAUAUGAUAUUAAUAUUCAAGACAAAACGUAGGAUUAACUUGUAUACCUGAAACAGACAGAUCUGAUUUAUUAUUUUAACUAUAAGUUUAAAUUAUAAGCUUUUUCACAAAAUAAUGUUCUAGCACUCGAACCUAUGCAUUCUAUUAUGUAAUGUAAUGAAAUUACCUAUCUUAAGCUUAACCUGCUCCUUUAAUCAAAGUGCUCAAUUUGUAAUUUAAUAGCUUCAGACGUAUCUUUUAUCGCAACUUUACAUUUUCGAUCCCGAUGUGUAUAUUAAGUGUUCCUUUCAAAUUUUUUCUUGUGUUCAUCAAAAAAAUAAAUUACAAAGCACUUUACUGAACCAUAUCUUUGGUAAAGAGACUUAUUUGUCAAACUUAGGUUUUAGAUAUAGGCGUUAAACCUAGCCUAACACAAUACAGGAUUGUAUUAUACAAUACAACUUGCCCACACGAUUUAUUAUGAAUCUCGCAUUUAUAGAGCUUUUAGAUAGUAAGUGUCUAUACAUUUUCUUACAACUUUUUAUACUGUUUUAAUAUAUUAACUAGCUACAUUAUUAAUAUGAUAUUAAUACCCUUGAUAUUCUACUUAAUCGUUUACUUAAUUAUACACAUGUUUUGUGUAAUACAAAUAUGAAGCCGUCCAUUUUAGACUGUCAUUUUACGACGUUUAUAGCUACACAUUGUAAGAUUUAUAUAUUUAGAUUUAAGUAUAGUAUUAUAUUAGUAUUAGAAUAUAUACACAGUGUUACAAAAGUAUUCGGCUUUACGGGUACUUUUGUAACCCUGUAUAAUUAAACAAUAAAUAUAAUCAUAUGUAGUAAUUUGCACAAGUUAGUUAAUUACUAAAACUUAUAUGCAAUAAUUUUGUGUAUUUGUAAAUUAUUGUUGAUCAAUAAGAUUUUGCAAUCUCAAUAAUAUUCAUGUCAUGAACCAUACUUUGUAAUACAAAUAAUAUUGGGAAUUUGUAUUAACAGACAUUACAAUAUAACUUUUUUUUGAAGAUUUUUUAAAAGAGGAAAGGAU
Helicoverpa armigera (cotton bollworm) is the source of this 3908-nucleotide messenger RNA. RefSeq lists its product as uncharacterized. The coding region runs from base 146 to 2548 and encodes 800 amino acids. The record is from RefSeq and is a predicted model, not a curated record. The transcript has 11 exons. Lineage: Eukaryota; Metazoa; Arthropoda; Insecta; Lepidoptera; Noctuidae.